Messenger RNA from Onychostruthus taczanowskii (white-rumped snowfinch), 4154 nucleotides. RefSeq names its product methionine adenosyltransferase 2B (gene MAT2B). Gene Ontology annotation, cellular component: methionine adenosyltransferase complex. Gene Ontology annotation, molecular function: methionine adenosyltransferase regulator activity. Bases 93 to 1097 code for a protein of 334 amino acids. The record is from RefSeq and is a predicted model, not a curated record. NCBI's taxonomy places the organism in Eukaryota, Metazoa, Chordata, Aves, Passeriformes, Passeridae. Gene Ontology annotation, biological process: S-adenosylmethionine biosynthetic process. The transcript has 7 exons.
CCCCCUGUGGCGCGGCGCUCAGCACGGGCGCGGAGCCUCGGUCGCGCAGCGCCGGGAGCCGCGGGCGCGGGGCUGCACCGGGCUGCACCGCCAUGGUGGGCCGGGAGAAAGAGCUCAGGAUCCGCUUCGCGCCGGGACGCUGCGAGCUCGUGGAGGAAGAUGUUGUCGUUCCCAGUAGGCGAGUUUUGAUCACUGGUGCUACGGGACUUCUUGGCAGAGCUGUGUUUAAAGAAUUCAAUGAAAAUCGUUGGAACACAGUUGGUUGUGGAUACAGGAGAGCUCAGCCCAGAUUUGAACAUGUUAAUCUUCUGGACUCUAUUGCAGUUCAUGAUAUUAUCCAUGAUUUCCAGCCUCAUGUUAUAGUGCACUGUGCUGCUGAGAGAAGGCCAGAUGUUGUAGAAGGCCAACCAGAUGCUGCUUCUCAGCUCAAUGUGGCUGCUUCAGCAAACUUAGCAAAGGAGGCAGCUGGAGUUGGAGCAUUUCUGAUCUACAUUAGUACAGAUUAUGUAUUUGAUGGAACAAGCCCUCCAUAUAAAGAGACUGAUGUGCCCAAUCCCCUGAAUUUAUAUGGUAAAACCAAACUGGAGGGUGAAAAGGCAGUUCUGGAAAACAAUGAAGAAACUGCAGUACUUAGGAUUCCUGUCUUGUAUGGAGAGGUGGAAAGACUGGAGGAAAGUGCUGUGACAGUUAUGUUUGAUAAAGUGCAGUUCAGUAAUAAAUCUGCCAACAUGGACCACUGGCAACAGAGAUUUCCUACCAAUGUCAAGGAUGUAGCAGCUGUUUGCAGACAACUAGCAGAGAAGAGAAUGCUGGACCCAUCAAUAAAAGGAACCUUUCACUGGUCUGGCAAUGAACAGAUGACUAAGUAUGAGAUGGCCUGUGCAAUUGCAGAUGCUUUCAACCUUCCCAGCAGCCACUUGAGACCAAUUACUGAUAGUCCAGUUGUGGGUGCUCUUCGUCCCAAGAACACUCAGCUGGACUGCUCCAAGUUGGAGAUGCUGGGGAUAGGUCAGAGAACGCCAUUUCGAGCUGGGAUCAGAGAAUCACUUUGGCCUUUCCUUGUUGACAAGAGAUGGAGACAGACAGUUUUCCAUUAGUUUGUAACUUUUUUAGUAAAAGUAUGGUAUGUGGCACUUUUUUAAAAGAAAAAUAGUUUUGUAUGAGUGUUCUUAAAUUGUGACAUUUAUGAGCUUUCAUUUAAUUGGGUAAACAAAUGGUCUUGCACUAGUGAAACUUAGCCUAAAAAAGAGUUCAGUGACUAAAACUGAGCCUAUUUAAUGUCAUGGAUUUUUUCCUUCCAUUUAUACCAGUCUAAACUUGAUAUCUGUUCUUGGUGGAUUGAGGUUCUUAGUAAUGACUACUGUGUGAUGCUAAGAAUGACUCAGAUCACUUGCUGACUUACUUUUGGCUGAAAUAUGUUGUUGAUGCUUAAGGUCUGUGCCAUUGUUGUAUAUACCAUUUCUCUUCAUUAAAAGACAUGGUCAGUUACUUUAUCACCAAAAAUCUGAGGUUUUUGUUUUUAAUUUCUGAAGAUUGUGUUCUUAGGGAAUUAAGCUGAAGUAGGAGUCCUUAAAUGUUUGUUUUGCUUAAGCUCUGAUCAAAAUGUUUUUUAAAAAAGUGAAACUUUAUUUUUGCAAUUAUCAAGUGUACUUUUUAUGCUUGAAAUAUUUUCAGAAUGUUCUGUAAAUUGAAUGCCUGCAGCUUUGUAUUUGUACAGUAAGUUGUAUGCAUUUGUUUUCGUGGUGACUUACAAAAGCUAGGGGAGGGUGGGGACAGUGGGCAGCCAAUAGUUUUGACCUUGGGGUUUUUUGGGUGGGGGAUUGGAGUUGAAGGAAUUUUAUUUUUUUUUCUUUUGUCUGGGUGGUUGUUUGCUUUUUAUAUGAAAGAACAAAAUAUCUUCUUCCUUGCCUUCCCUUUUUGGGGACAGUAUUUGCAACUUGUUAAAUUAAUGGAAGAUGUUUGUUAGUCAGUAGGAGAUGGAGAGGAAAAGUGUUCAAUAAUUUGUAGCACUGCAGCAGCUUUUGCACAGACUGUCAGGCCUGGCACUGCUGCAGCUUGUUGUGGAAUAGCAGAGUGUGUGUGGAAAAGGUUUGCAGCAUAAUAAAACUGCAAUAAUCUAAUAUAAGACAGUCUUUAAAGCUGGACUCAAUAGCCAGAUAAUGUGGAGGAAGAGCAUUGUAAAGCUUUGCUUCCUUUUGAAGUUGUAGAAUCAACUAUAUGAAUGUUCUCAUAUUGCUAGCAGAUUAUUAGUAAAGGUAGUAAAAGGUCCAGUUAGAUGGUCAUUUAUUUUUCUGAGGCUGAAAUGAAGGGGAAGGGAAAGAUACUCAGAUUUAAUUUUUUUUAAGUGUGUGGGGGAGACACACGCAAAAAUAGACCAAUUGAAGGUCUUGUGAGGGUGAGCUUCACAUUCAGUCAUUUCAUUUCAACUGGCAUAUGCUAAGCAAUCAUAAUCCCAGUCUGUUUUAGUCUGAAGUUCUGAUAUACACACAGUAACCUAUCUCCAAAAUGACAAUAAAUAUAUAUUGCUAGCAUGAGAAACAGUUGUUGAUUCUUUCUUUACCAUCAGGAUUUGUUUAUCUGAAUCAGAAGUGUUUAAAAUUCUUCUUGAAAUGUGUGCCCUUUCAGUGUUGGGGUUUUCCCUUCUUUAAUUCAGUAAUUAUUUUCAGACUUGGUUUAGAUUGGAUCAGUUUCUCUGUCACUGUCUUGGAGAUGUGAUAAAUGUACACACCAAAGAUACAGAAGGUUUUGAAAGUAUGAGCCCUGAAACAUCUUCAUCCAGGCCUCAGGGCUGGAUCAAGAAGAUUCUAUGUCCCUUCCCCUUCAGAGAGCAGUUUGACCAGGAAGGAAAAAAGGAUGACUUCUCCCCCAAAGACAAAGGACCUAAGUGAGAUGAGUUGGGCAUUUUAGUGUGAGGACAAAAUUGAAAUAUCUGUUUGGUGUGUUUUUUUCCACACUGAGCAAGUAAGUCCCACUGUCCAGUUGUUGCCUGUCAGAAGGGAUCUGUGUCCUCAGCAUCCCCCUUGGAGACUUCAGUCUUGAGGCAUUUUGCUACUGGGCAGACACUUUGGAUGACAUUUCCCUCCUUCGGUUGUAGAAAUCUAAGACAGCACCAAUAAAUAUUGCAGGAGGCAGUGGAACUAACACUCUCAUUUUCCAGUCACUUUAAAGAUAUAUUGCUGUUGAAAUAACUUGUCAUGCUUUUCCCUUUUUGUCUCUGGCUUUGUUUCUGGCUCUGUGACACUGGAGGGGUUUGUGUUCAUCCACAAGGGCCCAGGAAUGGUUUCACCUUUUAGGGUGAAAACCGUUGUGAUUGCCUGAGAUACAGUCUUGGUGUUGGGAGGAAAGAGUGGCCUCUUUUUACAGAAACAAUGCCAAUUUCUGCCUGGUUGGUGAUUGUGAAGUAUGGCAAUACACAGUCCAGCUCGAGUCCUCAUGUGAGGGUUGUUGGAGGUUCAUAUUCAUUUAUUCAUUGCUGUCUGUCAGCAGUGGGCAUAAAGGAAGCAAAGUCACUGGUUGUGAAGUCUCAUUUUCUGUUCAGGCUGGCGAUGCUGUAGAAGCAGAGCAGGAGCUGAUGUGUGUCCCAAACACCCAUAGCCAGUGGCUGCAGAGCCAGCCAAGGACUGCUGGUGUCUGGUGAAGGGCCAUACAGGGGUUGGGCAGCACCUUCCUGGGACAAACGGCCUUGUUCUGGCUGCUGGACAUCAGCACGACACAGAGAGCACGAGCAUGGGCGUGUGGUCCAGAACUGGGUGUCUAUUUUUCAAAAAGAUCCCAAAGCUCUCUGGCCCAUUUCCAGAAAGGUUUGGAAGAAGAGACUGCAGGGUAACUAAUUUGCAUAGAAAGUGAUAAAUUCAUCUCUAGGGCAGGUAAAACUUACCUGGAGAAAGGUAUCCCCACCAGGCCCAGGACCGGGGGCACAUCAGCUGGAUCAGCACUGGAGCCAGGACUGGUGAUCUUUUUUUCUCCCCUUCUUCCUCUCUGCCUCUCUUUUAUCCAUCUCUUCCUCUCUCUCUCUCUUUCUCUUUACCUUCACCCUACUCCUUUAUGCAAAACUCCCUGCCAUGUUAUUAUGCAGGGGGUCAGGGCCUAACUGAUAUCAAUUUCCCUGUCAAGUGUGUAAUUCACUAAUAAAAACUUGAUAAGCUUUUGCAGAC